Lactuca virosa is the source of this 291-nucleotide messenger RNA. The record is from the annotation of a GenBank genome assembly. NCBI's taxonomy places the organism in Eukaryota, Viridiplantae, Streptophyta, Magnoliopsida, Asterales, Asteraceae.
AUGAGUGGAACGCAUGUACCUGUUGACUCAACUUUGGCGCGAGCGUCACCAGCUCCCCUCCAUCAUCGUUUUUCUCUGACUAUGACAAACGUCAUCGCCACCAAUUUCCUUCGUGUUUCUUCUCUAUCAUCUUUAUCUAGAUCUUUCAUCUCGUCAUUGAUUAAUUUUUUCAGCAGAUCGAUGAAGUCGGAGACGACAAAGUUGCAUGCUGAUGGCGGAGGUCGACGUGGAGCCCUAAUCGAACUACAGAAGGAGGUGGAAAGGAAAAGGAUGAGGUAUGUAGAAGGUUGA